AUGAUCAAAGAGCAGUUGAAAGAAAGAACCGAUAAAAGCCUUUGUCUAGGACCAAAUGGCUUUUAUAACCAGAAAAGGGUAUCAAUGGACAUAUGGGCCAAACAAGGCAAAUUUCAUCACCAGAAGAGACAUUUGCAUGUGGAUGGCAUCUUAGUUGUGUACUAUGGAAGUGACGACACUGAUGAGGCUGGUAAUUUUGAGAUGAUCAUAAACAAGUACUUCAAUGGGAAAGUGCUCAAACCCACAAACUGUUUUCUAAGGCUGGUUUCAUCACCAGACCCGGUCUGCAACAUUGUCACCGAUUUUUCCGGUGGCCGGAGAGGGGUGAAGCUCGGCCGACCCACCAUGGUGUACCGAGAUAUGAUCAAACAUGUGCUCGGCCCAUUCUACUACACAACACCCAUGUGUGAUGACGGCAAAGGAACCAAUUACUGA
This is a messenger RNA of Ilex paraguariensis (yerba mate), 435 nucleotides long. The record is from the annotation of a GenBank genome assembly. NCBI's taxonomy places the organism in Eukaryota, Viridiplantae, Streptophyta, Magnoliopsida, Aquifoliales, Aquifoliaceae.